AUGAACGGCGCUCAGUUUACAGAUCGGGCCAACAAGUCCUUGCUCGACUCGAGCAGUCUGUGCGAACAAUAUGCACACUCCCAAAUUCUGCCUCUCCACCUGGCAGUUGCAUUACUCAACCCCUCCCCAGACGAGUCGGAAGACCAACAGACUCCCUCUGGUGCCCAUUCUUCACACGAUGCGUCCACUGCACCUCUCUUCCGCCAGGUGAUCGAAAAGGCCCACGGCGAUGCUCAGCUUCUUGACCGAGCGCUAAUGAAGUUGCUGGUCCGCCUACCGAGUCAAGACCCUCCUCCAGAAAACCCGAGUGUCUCUCCUCAACUCGCAAAAGUUAUCCGAUCCGCCACCGACUUAUCCAAGACCCAAAAGGAUAGCUUCGUUGCGGUCGAUCACCUCAUUCAGUCUGUCUGCCAGGACUCACAAGUCCAGCGCGCUUUGGGCGAUGCCAAUAUUCCCAACCUAAAGUUGAUCGACACUGCUGUCCAGCAAAUUCGUGGUACACGGCGGGUCGACUCUAAGACUGCCGACGCGGAAAGCGAGGAUGAGAACCUGAAGAAAUUCACCAUUGAUAUGACUUCUUUGGCUCGGGAGGGCAAGAUCGAUCCGGUCAUUGGCCGAGAAGAAGAGAUUCGCCGCGUUAUUCGUAUUCUCAGCCGACGCACAAAGAACAACCCCGUGCUCAUCGGUGAGCCCGGUGUUGGUAAGACUACUAUUGUCGAGGGUCUGGCUCGCCGCAUUGUCAACGCUGAUAUUCCCGCCAAUCUGGCUCAAUGCCGCCUUCUUUCUCUCGAUGUCGGUUCUUUGGUUGCGGGCAGCAAAUACCGCGGUGAAUUCGAAGAACGCAUGAAGGGUGUCCUCAAAGAAAUCGAAGAAUCCAAGCAGACCAUCGUCCUGUUCGUCGAUGAGAUCCACUUGCUCAUGGGUGCUGGAUCUAGCGGCGAAGGGGGCAUGGACGCUGCAAACCUACUCAAGCCCAUGCUGGCUCGUGGUCAGCUGCACUGCAUUGGUGCCACCACUCUCAGCGAAUACCGCAAGUAUAUCGAGAAGGACCAAGCCUUCGAGCGACGAUUCCAACAGGUCCUUGUCAAGGAACCCACCGUUCCGGAAACCAUUUCUAUUCUCCGUGGUCUGAAGGAAAAGUACGAAGUUCACCACGGUGUCAACAUUCUCGAUGGUGCUAUUGUCACUGCCGCCACUCUUGCCUCCCGCUACUUGACAGGCCGUCGACUCCCCGAUUCUGCAGUCGAUCUGAUUGACGAGGCUGCUGCUGCAGUCCGCGUCACCCGCGAAUCCGAGCCAGAGGCCCUCGAUACUCUGGAGAGAAAGGCUCGUCAACUUCAAAUCGAAAUUCACGCUCUCGAGCGCGAAAAGGACGAUGCAUCCAAAGCUCGUCUUGAGGCUGCCAAACAGGAAGCUGCCAAUGUUGGCGAGGAGCUCCGACCAAUGCGCGAGAAGUACGAAAGUGAAAAGCAGCGCAGCCGUGAAGUUCAGGAUGCCAAGAUCAAACUUGACUCCCUCAAAGUCAAGCGCGACGAAGCUGAACGUAUGGGCGACACCCAAACCGCUGCUGAUCUCGAGUACUAUGCUAUCCCAGAAACGAAAACCCUCAUCGACCGUCUGGAGGCCGACCGCGUCAAGGCCGAUGCCGAACGUCGCGCUCAAUCAGGCGACGCCGGUGAAGCACUCCUUGCCGAUGCAGUCGGUCCAGAUCAAAUCAAUGAGAUCGUCGGCCGGUGGACCGGUAUCCCCGUCACCAGGCUCAAGACCACAGAGAAGGACAAACUGCUCCACAUGGAGAAGUCCCUUGGAAAGCUUGUCAUUGGUCAGAAGGAAGCUGUUAUCUCGGUCUCCAAUGCCAUUCGCCUGCAGCGCUCAGGGCUCAGUAACCCCAACGCACCUCCCAGCUUCUUGUUCUGCGGUCCCUCCGGUACCGGUAAAACCUUGCUCACCAAGGCGCUUGCCGAAUUCCUCUUCGAUGACCCAAAGGCAAUGAUCCGAUUCGACAUGUCCGAGUAUCAGGAGCGACAUUCACUGAGCCGUAUGAUUGGUGCACCUCCCGGAUAUGUUGGUCAUGAUGCUGGUGGCCAACUGACCGAAAGCCUUCGUCGCCGCCCAUUCUCUAUCUUGUUGUUCGAUGAAGUCGAGAAAGCUGCGAAGGAAGUCCUCACUGUUCUUCUUCAACUCAUGGACGACGGUCGUAUUACCGAUGGACAAGGCCGCAUCGUCGACGCAAAGAACUGCAUCGUUGUCAUGACUUCCAACUUGGGAGCUGAGUUCCUCGCCCGUCCCACCACCAAGGAUGGUCGCAUUGACCCCCAGACCCGGGAAUUGGUCAUGGGUGCACUCCGCGACUACUUCCUGCCCGAAUUCCUCAACCGUAUCUCCAGCACUGUCAUCUUCAACCGUCUCACCCGAAGGGAAAUUCGCAAGAUCGUCGACCUUCGUCUCGGUGAAGUGCAGAAGCGGCUCGAUCACAACGGCCGCAGUGUCCUCAUCCAAUGCACAGAUGAUGUCAAGGACUACCUCGGUGAAGCUGGCUAUUCCCCAGCCUAUGGCGCCCGUCCCUUGGGCCGACUCAUCGAACGUGAGGUCCUCAACCGUCUCGCUGUUCUCAUCCUGCGCGGAAGCAUCCAAGAUGGAGAGGUGGCUCGUGUCAUCUUGUCACCCGAAGGCCGCAUCGAGGUCUUGCCUAACCAUUCCGUUGACGAGAGCAGUGAUGAUGAUGAAAUGGUGGAUGAUGAUGGUGACUCCACGAUGAACGAAGACACUGACCUGUACGAUGAUUAG
Messenger RNA from Penicillium paradoxum, 2787 nucleotides. RefSeq names its product ATP-dependent Clp protease ATP-binding subunit. Gene Ontology annotation, molecular function: ATP hydrolysis activity; ATP binding. Lineage: Eukaryota; Fungi; Ascomycota; Eurotiomycetes; Eurotiales; Aspergillaceae. Gene Ontology annotation, cellular component: cytoplasm; cytosol. The transcript has a single exon. The record is from RefSeq and is a predicted model, not a curated record. Bases 1 to 2787 code for a protein of 928 amino acids. Gene Ontology annotation, biological process: cellular response to heat.